ACUUGAGAAAUCUAAAUGUGGAUUAUAUAUAAUCUAUGUACAGUGAACAAACAUCAUGUGCCGUGAAUGAGGCAUGCCGAGAAGACCUACUCAUCUUUCCGACGUGCAGCGGCGUUGCGUGCCUUCUUUUCGUCCCCGGAUGAUCGAGUGAUUCCCGCCACGCCAGCCGAUACCACCAGCAUGCCACAGACGAUGAUGAACCGCAUCACAAAGUCCCCCGAGGUGCCGAUCUGCUGCUCAUUCAACGCAGAGUCCAUUUCGCGGGACCGACGCUGCUGCCGCCGAGUAUCCUCCGCCGUCUGCGUGCGGUAGUGACCACGGGCAUUGAAAUGGUACACGGGAUUCCGAUCAAUAAACGACGUGGGAUCGUCUUCAUGCACACGACCACCUCCUCCUGGCGCCCCAGCCCCAAACCCAGCUCCCGCUCCCGCUCCCGCCCCGGCCCCCGGCGGCGGUUUCCGAUUCCCGUAGCCCCCAUGCGCAUAGAAACUCGGCGGCGGGCCACGGAAGGGACCGCGACGUUUACUCAGGCCACUGGCGGGUCGGGACCCGGCGUACGAUCCGCCCGUGUUAUGGAGGUUGGCGCCGUAGCUGCUGUGACUGCCCAUGGGGUGUUGACCGGGGUGGGCGGUGCUGUGUGUCGAGGAGGACAUGUGCUGGGCUAGGAUGCCGUGGUCGCGAUCGUAGGUGGCGCGUUUCGUGUGGUUGCCGAGCACAUUGUAGGCGGAGGAGAUGCGGGCGAAGCGUUCGGAGGCGGUGGGAUCGUCGCGGUUGCGAUCGGGGUGGUGGCGGAGGGAGAGGGAGUAGAAUUGUCUGGUAGGGAGUAGGGGUUAGAAUUGACAAAAGCUAGGAUUUCAUUUUUCUUUUCCUAUGUUUCGCUUGCAAUUGGGAUUGGAUUGCUAUCCAUGGGGGAAGUGAAGGAGAAUGGUUGGGUGUGAAAGUAGAGUGGUGUAGUGGAGGAAUAGUGGGAGAUCAGAUAAGAUACAGCUAGCUGUAGGUAUGUAUGCUUCUUCGACGAUGAUCACUUGGAGAUCCAAAUUUGGGCAGGUCAAGUACAAAAAGCUGGGAGGAUUAAGGCGCUCACUUCUUGAUCUCCGAGGCCGAUGCUGUCACCGGUACUCCGAGAAUGUCAUAGUAAUUGGGUUCUCGGUGGGCAUAGCGAAAGGAGGCGGUGGUAGAAAAGGUGGCUGCGAGCUUGGGGAGAGGCGAAUGGCGACAACUACUGCGAGGGGCAAUCCGUAGUCGAGGGACGGUCGUCACGCGGGGAAAGGGCAUGCCGGAGAUGAGAGGGGUUCACAUUGAAGAAUUGAGAGAAGGAAAGGAAGAAUAGAGGGGGGAGAGACAGGGAGAGGAAGAUAGAGAGCGAGAGCAAGAGCGAAAGCGGAGGAGAGACUGAGGCAAGAAGGCAACGAGGCACGAGGGAGUGGAAUUCCGCUGAUCGGCCCUGCGUCAUCGCUGCCUUAGAAUCGAGGAUCGCGUCACCCGGCUCAGGAAGGGGAAGGGGAGUGUUCGGUGGGGUCAAUUAUGAUCACGGCAGACGAGAUGUGUAGACUCCAGAAAAUCCGAGAUGUAGAAUGGAAUCGGUCACUAGAUGCCCAUUAAACGGGUGCAAUCAAAAUGUCGAGAAGUAUAGACAGUCGGACUCUUGAUUAAGUCAGUCUUGGCGCCUGAAAUCCCGAUUCUUCCUUCGGCUUUCCCCUCAUUUUUUCUUUCUUCCGCUCCCUCAACGUCUGCCCACACCCAACCACUCCACAACCAUGGCUGCUCAGGCUAGCGAGAAGCUGCAGAAGCUUGACCUGAACGGUCAGAGCGGCGACGCAAAGGCCGACGCUCCCGCCGCCGGUCAAGCUGAAGCCGGAGAGGCGGACGAUGAUUCCGAUGACGAGGCUGAUGAUGGAACACCUGCUGCCGAAGGCGCUGCCAACGGAGCUGCCAAGAAAAAGAAGAAGCGCAAGAGCAAGAAGAAGAAGAAGGGUGGUGCCAAGGUCCAGAGCUCGCCUCCGCGGGUCCCCGUCGCCAACCUAUUCCCUAACAACCAAUUCCCCGAGGGCGAGAUUGUCGAGUACAAGAACGAAAAUUCUUACCGAACUACCAACGAGGAGAAGCGCUACCUCGACCGCAUGAACAAUGAUUUCCUGCAGGAAUACCGCCAGGGAGCUGAGGUGCACCGUCAGGUCCGCCAGUAUGCGCAGAAGAACAUCAAACCAGGCCAGACUUUGACGGAGAUUGCGGAGGGCAUUGAGGACUCCGUGCGUGCUUUGACCGGCCACCAGGGUCUUGAGGAAGGUGACAACCUCAAGGGUGGUAUGGGUUUCCCUUGCGGUUUGAGCAUCAACCACUGCGCUGCCCAUUACACCCCCAACGCGGGCAACAAGAUGGUGUUGCAGCAGGGUGAUGUGAUGAAGGUUGACUUCGGCGCCCACCUGAACGGCCGCAUUGUCGACAGUGCCUUUACCGUUGCCUUUGACCCGGUGUAUGACCCCCUUUUGGAAGCCGUCAAGGAUGCCACCAACACUGGAAUUCGCGAGGCGGGUAUUGACGUCCGUAUGAGCGAUAUUGGUGCCGCCAUCCAGGAGGCCAUGGAAAGCUACGAGGUGGAACUCAACGGCACCAUGCAUCCUGUGAAAUGUAUCAGGAACCUCAACGGUCAUAACAUUGACCAGCACAUUAUUCACGGUGGCAAGAGCGUCCCCAUCGUGAAGGGCGGAGACCAGACCAAGAUGGAGGAAGGCGAGGUGUUUGCCAUCGAAACCUUCGGUAGUACCGGAAAGGGUUACGUGAGAGAAGAUAUGGAAACCUCUCAUUAUGCUUUGGACCCCAACGCGCAGCCCGUGCCGCUGCGUCUGUCCUCGGCCAAGAAUUUGUUGAAUGUGAUCAACAAGAACUUCGGCACCCUGCCUUUCUGCCGCCGGUAUCUCGAUCGACUGGGCCAGGACAAGUACCUCCUCGGGUUGAACAACCUGGUGUCAUCCGGCAUUGUCCAGGACUACCCGCCCUUGUGUGAUAUCAAGGGCUCAUACACAGCCCAAUAUGAACAUACCAUUGUCCUUCGACCCAACGUUAAGGAAGUGAUCAGUCGUGGAGACGAUUACUGAGUAGGCCUUCAUUGGAUGAAGAGGACCUGGAUGGAUAUACUCAAUGAAGCGAGAUGUUUAUGAACGAACUGUCUAUAGUAUAAAUUUCCCAAAAGCAAAUGCCACAUCAAGUAUCUACAGAAACAACAGAAAAGAACACUUUGAACACUGCCCUGAAACUGCCCUGAAAUCGGCCCAUCCGUGGCGACGGGUAGCCCCACGUGGAAAGCGUGACUCCGGAAGGCUCACGUUGCGGCGAUUAAUCAGAGCA
Molecule: messenger RNA, 3345 nt
Organism: Aspergillus melleus
Lineage: Eukaryota; Fungi; Ascomycota; Eurotiomycetes; Eurotiales; Aspergillaceae
Gene: MAP2
Product: methionine aminopeptidase 2
Exons: 7
Coding region: 1758-3095 (445 amino acids)
Biological process (GO): proteolysis
Molecular function (GO): metalloaminopeptidase activity
Source: RefSeq, a predicted model, not a curated record